AUGGCGGCGGUGGUCGCGGUCUCCUUGAAACGCUGGUUCCCGGCCACAACCCUUGGCGGAGCCUGCCUGCAGGCCUGCCGUGGGGCCCAGACAGCUGCAGCCACAGCUCCCCGAAUCAAGAAAUUUGCCAUCUAUCGAUGGGACCCAGACAAGACUGGAGAUAAACCUCAUAUGCAAACUUAUGAAAUUGAUUUGAAUAACUGUGGUCCUAUGGUGUUGGAUGCGUUAAUCAAGAUUAAGAAUGAAAUUGAUUCUACCUUGACCUUCCGAAGAUCGUGUAGAGAAGGCAUCUGCGGCUCCUGCGCCAUGAACAUCAACGGAGGCAACACUCUGGCUUGCACCCGAAGAAUUGACACCAACCUCAACAAAGUUUCAAAAAUCUACCCUCUUCCACAUAUGUAUGUGAUAAAGGAUCUUGUUCCUGAUUUGAGCAAUUUCUAUGCUCAGUACAAAUCCAUCGAGCCUUAUCUAAAGAAGAAGGAUGAAUCCCAGGAAGGCAAGCAGCAGUACCUGCAGUCCAUAGAGGAGCGCGAGAAACUGGAUGGGCUGUACGAGUGUAUUCUUUGCGCCUGCUGCAGCACCAGCUGCCCGAGCUACUGGUGGAAUGGAGACAAGUACCUGGGACCCGCAGUCCUCAUGCAGGCCUAUCGCUGGAUGAUCGACUCCAGAGAUGACUUCACGGAGGAGCGCCUGGCCAAGCUGCAGGACCCGUUCUCUCUGUACCGCUGCCACACCAUCAUGAACUGCACGGGGACCUGUCCCAAGGGGCUGAAUCCAGGGAAAGCUAUUGCUGAAAUCAAGAAAAUGAUGGCAACCUACAAGGAGAAGAAAGCUUCAGCCUGA
Molecule: messenger RNA, 843 nt
Organism: Sus scrofa (pig)
Lineage: Eukaryota; Metazoa; Chordata; Mammalia; Artiodactyla; Suidae
Gene: SDHB
Product: succinate dehydrogenase complex iron sulfur subunit B
Biological process (GO): aerobic respiration; tricarboxylic acid cycle; respiratory electron transport chain
Cellular component (GO): mitochondrial membrane
Molecular function (GO): electron transfer activity; oxidoreductase activity; 2 iron, 2 sulfur cluster binding
Source: RefSeq, marked provisional